Molecule: messenger RNA, 1902 nt
Organism: Penicillium angulare
Lineage: Eukaryota; Fungi; Ascomycota; Eurotiomycetes; Eurotiales; Aspergillaceae
Exons: 1
Coding region: 1-1902 (633 amino acids)
Source: RefSeq, a predicted model, not a curated record
AUGGGUAAUCACCAAUCUACCCAAUCGAAGGAGGAAACCCGACGCUCCAACCGCCUUUCCAAGCCUUUGACAAAGAAACUCGCGCUAAGCUCUCCUCAACUGUCUCGAGAAGAAUAUGAAACUGCAUCCGGGUUGGUGAGAUGGGAAAACACUUGGGUAUCGAACCUUCCAGAGGUGAAGAACUUCGCAAGUGCAGAGACAAGAGAGAUUUCUACAACAUCGUUUGAAUCUAAAUCGACCACACCAAAAAAACACAGCCUGAAACAGGCAAAUGCAUCCGUUUCUACCAUGGACCAUCUAUCAGCAUCAUCUGGCUCUUCUGUAACCAGCCGUGCGGCGAAGAGAGCAAGCCAACCAGUGAUAUCACCGAUCUCUACACAAUCAUCAAGUGCAUCUCCACAUCCGAGACGAGCCAACUCAGUUCAACUCAACCUCCAGAGACAUGGAAGUGUCAUCUAUGAGAGUCCAGUGGAAGAUGUAGCUUCCUCCAACACGCAUUUCUUGGUGGACAAUCAGCGCUUCUCAUUGACUCGUCGGCGAUCGUUACUGACGCGCCCGGGGGUAGCAACCCGACGAACUACCGGGGCUAUUCGACGUGUACCAUCGCCCAUUGGGGAGCCUGAGAUGGAUGAUUCGGAAUCAGCUCUUCUGGCUUGGUCCCUCCCUCCUCGUCGGAGAUCUGCACGCCAAUCUAGAGUCUCAGAGCGACCCACAAGCCCCGCAGAUGCACAAUAUACCCAGUUGGGUGCUUUGAAGCUUGGUUCUCUACGGGUUGUAAAUGGUUCUGCGUCCCCGUGCCCAAGUGAGAGAACUCCUCUCGAUCGAUCUAUCAUCGUCGCAGGGCUCGGCCUACAGAGUGUUGAGACGAUGUGCCCAAAACCAACGGUAGAGAUACCUGUGACAUCAGAUUUGAAGAAAUCAGAUGAUUUCCCAGCAAGUCCAUUCUCAUUUGAGAAGUCUCCCAUCAUUUCUGUACCGUCACGAAGCAAGACUCUCCAUAUCAAAGAGAUAGAAGACGAAGGAAUAGCUAUGUGUGAUGACAGCCAGCUGGAGAAGAAUAUUACGAUGGAGACUGUAUUGGACCGCAGUACGUCCGGAUCACUCAACAAGUCGGAUAGUGGUUAUAGCUCGGCAACAUCGCUUCAUUCGAUUCAGCGAAGCCGAACAUCCGUCGACUCUCAAUCAUCAGUCUCUAAUAUCGCAGCGGACAAGAUUCAGCGCCACCUAAAUCUGCAGGAGAAACCAGGGAACUACUCUCGACCUCAACCUAAUUCUGCGCGCUGGUAUGAUGGGAAUGGGCCACAUCCUCCGGCGCGGUCUGCAGUCGGGGCACGCCGGUCUACGCUGUGUGCUCCCAGAUAUACAGAGUAUCCAGUUCAGACUGGUCUUGCAUCGGAAUACGUCAAAUCCACCUACCCACUUAUCUUCCAAGAAGAGCAAACCAUCUCCAGCAGAGGUCCUCUUUAUGCAGAUCGCUUCUCCAUGACACCGCUCGAUUCUUCAUACAACUCGAGCCCAUCGACCAGUUUGGAACGGGCAACCAGUCAUAGAAAAAGCACAGAUAAGAGUAUCAAACCGCGCGUGCAUCGAUCUGCUUCAGAGCAUCAUCUGAAUCGCAAAAACUUGGAAGAGGCUGAGAUGUUUCAAUCCCGAUCUCGCAGUCGAGCAUCUUCUGGCCGAGUCUGGAGACAGAGGCCUGGUAUCGAAGUGCCACCUUUGCCUACCAUUUUGUCUCCUGGUCACAUUCUUGCUGGUGAAGAAGAAGAAGAUGCAGGAUUCCAUGGGACUGAACACCGAGGUCGCCCUCGCACCCGCAGUCAAGAUUAUCGCCGUCGCAAGCUCAAUAAAUUGCGUCCCCAGCCUACUGUUCACAUGACAACUUCUACAGUUUCUCUUCGUUAA